Akanthomyces muscarius is the source of this 282-nucleotide messenger RNA. RefSeq lists its product as uncharacterized. The record is from RefSeq and is a predicted model, not a curated record. The coding region runs from base 1 to 282 and encodes 93 amino acids. NCBI's taxonomy places the organism in Eukaryota, Fungi, Ascomycota, Sordariomycetes, Hypocreales, Cordycipitaceae. The transcript has 2 exons.
AUGGCUCGGGAAGGCCUCCUGGGGGGGGGGCAGAGGCUGGGCUGGCUGAGAGGUACCACGGAGGUAACGUUCGACGUUCCGUCUGAAUACAAGCGUGGAGAAGCAAUCCAGGUCCGCCAAGAGGUACCUCACAUGUACCUGCGGCAUCACAAGACAAAGAGCGAGCCCGCUAUUACUACAGGCGCUGGAGCACCACGACACGACGAGGCCCAGCGACGAGGCCGUGGCUUACGAGAGAAUGUCAGAUGGGGCGAGAUAAGCCUGCGUAAGUCGCGCGUUUAA